Messenger RNA from Notothenia coriiceps (black rockcod), 750 nucleotides. The record is from RefSeq and is a predicted model, not a curated record. NCBI's taxonomy places the organism in Eukaryota, Metazoa, Chordata, Actinopteri, Perciformes, Nototheniidae.
AUGAGCACAGAGGAGGGAGAGGCGCGUGGAGGGGAGGAGGUGAAGGGGGGCGAAACCCUCCCCCACAGCCACACCUGGGGGGAAGGAGAGCCUCACGGUGGCGGGGAAAGACGCCUGAACCCCGGGGAAGAGAAGGAGGAAGAGCCGGGUGAGGAAGAGGAGGCCCGGAGCUGCAGGGAUGCAUGUGAGGGGAACAACGGGGGGCAUUUCUCCCGCGAGGAAGAGGAGGAGGAAGUGGGGGUUUUGGGGGGGAAAUCGUGCAAGGAGCAGACGAUGCAUUCAAACAGCAGCAGUGAGACCUGCAUCCCCACCCCCAGCUGCAGGAUCUGCUUCCAGGGAGCCGAGCAGGGCGCCCUGCUGAACCCGUGCCGCUGCGACGGCUCGGUGCGCUACACCCACCAGACCUGCCUCCUGAAGUGGAUCAGCGAGCGCGGCUGCUGGACCUGUGAACUCUGCUGCUACCGCUUCAGCGUCAUCGCCAUCAACACCAAGAACCCCUGGCAGGUGUGCGCUGGGAUUGGAGCGUGUCGGGCCCGGCAUCCUCCAAUCACAAUCUUCGGGGCGGGCCAGGAGAUGAGCAGCCAAGGACAUCAGGGCAACCACACAGCUCAUUUACAUAAAACACAGUCAAACAGAGUUAACCGGGGAGGCGGCGGCCGUAACGAGCUGUCAGAGCACUUCCUGCGUAACGGCCGUAACGAGCUGUCAGAGCACUUCCUGCGUAACGGCCGUAACGUCCCUCUUAAUUAA